This is a messenger RNA of Sardina pilchardus (European sardine), 3271 nucleotides long. RefSeq names its product methionine adenosyltransferase 2Aa (gene mat2aa). Bases 192 to 1379 code for a protein of 395 amino acids. Gene Ontology annotation, cellular component: methionine adenosyltransferase complex; cytosol. Lineage: Eukaryota; Metazoa; Chordata; Actinopteri; Clupeiformes; Clupeidae. Gene Ontology annotation, biological process: S-adenosylmethionine biosynthetic process. The record is from RefSeq and is a predicted model, not a curated record. The transcript is spliced from 9 exons. Gene Ontology annotation, molecular function: methionine adenosyltransferase activity; ATP binding.
AGUGUGAGGUAGGGCUAACAUACCACGGGGAGUGAACGAAAUACACUGGAAGUCACCAGUUCAUAGACGUCUUCGAAAUCGGUGCUUAAGAAAAAAACAUUUACAUACCUUGCGUAAAAGAAGUUAGCUACAGAAGACAAUCACCGCAAACGUGUACAUUAGAUAUUAGUAUCUAACGUUGCUCUCCGAAGAUGAACGGACAAAUGAACGGUUUCCAUAAUGCACUCAUCGAUGAAGACUGUUUUCUUUUUACCUCUGAAUCGGUCGGAGAAGGACAUCCAGACAAGAUUUGCGACCAGAUCAGUGAUGCCGUGCUUGACGCCCACCUCAAACAGGACCCUGAUGCCAAAGUAGCAUGUGAGACUGUUGCCAAGACUGGCAUGAUUCUGCUGGCAGGAGAAGUAACGUCCCGCGCCACUGUGGACUAUCAGAAGAUCGUCAGGGACACCAUCAAGAACAUUGGCUAUGAUGACUCUUCCAAAGGCUUUGAUUAUAAGACCUGUAAUGUGCUGGUGGCAUUGGAGCAGCAGUCCCCUGAUAUUGCACAGGGGGUCCAUCUGGAUCGCAGUGAGGAGGACGUAGGAGCCGGUGACCAGGGUCUGAUGUUUGGCUAUGCGACCAAUGAGACGGAGGAGUGCAUGCCCCUCACAAUCAUCCUCGCCCACAAGCUCAAUGCCAAGAUCGCUGAGAUGCGCCGCAAUGGCACCCUGCCCUGGCUGAGGCCUGACUCCAAAACCCAGGUGACCGUGCAGUACCGGCAGGACCGCGGCGCCAUGCUGCCCGUGCGCGUGCACACGGUGGUGGUGUCGGUGCAGCACGACGAGGGCGUGUGCCUGGAGGAGAUGCGCGACAUGCUGAAGGAGAAGGUGGUCAAGGCCGUGGUGCCCAGCGCCUACCUGGACGAGGACACCGUCUACCACCUGCAGCCCAGCGGCCGCUUCGUCAUCGGGGGCCCGCAGGGUGAUGCGGGGCUGACUGGCCGCAAGAUCAUUGUGGACACCUAUGGGGGCUGGGGAGCUCAUGGCGGUGGGGCCUUCUCUGGGAAGGACUACACCAAGGUGGACCGCUCCGCAGCAUAUGCUGCCCGCUGGGUGGCCAAGUCACUGGUGAAGGCAGACCUGUGCAAGCGUGUGCUGGUCCAGGUGUCUUAUGCCAUUGGUGUUUCCCACCCACUCUCCAUCUCCAUCUUCCACUAUGGCACGUCUCAGAAGAGUGAGCGAGAGCUGUUGGACAUCGUCAAGAAGAACUUUGACCUGCGACCUGGUGUCAUCGUCAGAGAGUUGGAUCUGAAGAAACCCAUCUAUCAGAAGACCGCUUGCUAUGGCCACUUUGGCCGUGAUUCAUUCCCAUGGGAGGUGCCCAAGAAGCUCAAAUACUGAAAAAAAUAAAUAAAUCCCAAUCCUACAAAAGAACCUCUGCGCUUUCCCCCCUCUCCUCUCCUGAUGUUGUGGGCUGCCGGUGUGUGCAAUACAGAGAAACCCCGCCAGCCCAAUGGAGAGGAGCGAGGGGAAACCCAGAUGCACCAUGUCAUUUGCAUAACCUCCCCAACCCCUUCCCUCCUGUGUCAUUCUGUCUUUCUGCACUCCAAGAGCUGAUUUGGCUUUGAUGACCCCAGGCUCUCGCCCCCCCCCCCCCACUCUCCCAUCACCCUUUGCUGUGAUUGUGCCCCCCACCCCAACCCACCCUCGUCUUUGCCCUGGUACUGUAUGGUUUUAUGCUUUACCAUUGACCUGUCUCUCCAUCACCCCCACCGCCCCAAACCCACCACCAAACCCCUUCUGAUCUAGUGAUGGCACAACAGAGGACUAAGAUUGUUAAUAAGACGCUAUGCAUCGCUGGCUGAAGGCCCUAGGCCUGCUGUAAGCCCAUUCGUUUUGCUUAAAAAGAAGACGAAAAAAGUCUGGGUUCGCUUUAAAAAGAUUGAAUUGAAAUUUUUUGAAACGGGGAUCAAAGCAACCCUCCCACACGCACACAUGUCUUUCGCUUAUGAGUGAAAGCGUCUGAAGAACUCGGAAGCUCUCCUAUCGGGUCGUCUCCAAUUGACCCGACUCUAAGGAAUGGACACCUUUUUUAAAGUCACUCUCUCCCCUGCAAAAGCGCCAUCGUUUUUCUGACGUGUUACAGAGAAGUCAGAAGCUGCUAAUACCGCCUUGUACCCCUCUCCUCGGUGGCUGGCUUUUUGCAGGGUUUAGACGUGGCUUUGUGUUUACCCUCGCCCCCUCCACCCCCCCAACCCCUACCCCCACCCCUACCUCUCCAGUUUCUCUGCGAGUUCCCGACUUUUUGGCGAGGAAUCCACAUAGAACUGCGCUGUAGCUCCGUUGUGUGUGGUGUACUGUACGACCACGGGCGUCGGCAGAGCACUCCCCUGAGCGGUUCCUUUGGCUGCGUGGGGUGUAGCUACAGAGAAACCUCACCUCCAGCCUACCCGCUCAGGGAAAAUGCCUUCGCCCAAAACUUGAAUUUACUACUUGAAGGAAUAUUCAACAACAACGAAAAAAAAACUCGUAAUAGCGUGGCCAACCCCUAACACCUGGACCUUGGUGUACUACAGAAAAGCCAGGGACCUGUUGUGUGGGGAGGAUCCGCCUUUUCUACCGUCAAUGUUAAAUUAAAACAGAUUUAAACCUCUUUUGUUGUCUCGUUUUGCCUGGAAAUUGUGGGUUCACCCAUUCCUUUGUGUUGCGCUUGUGGCAUUCUCAUGGUGUUGUACAGAAAAGCCAUGAGGUGCUCUGUCCCAAGCCAGCACUCGCUGAAGAAUGCUCUGACCAUUGUUACUUUUUAUCUGACCGACGUAAGAAUUAUAAACGACCGAGAAUAACCAUGCGCGCAAUUGUUUUGUUUUUACGAGUAUUUUAUUGGGCAGUGUCUCCCUGCAAGUCCUGCGAACAGAAGCAAAAGUCUGGCUGGUGUUGUACAGAGAAACCAGCCUCGUUUACAUGCUCUCGACGUGGGACUCUGGGAAGCACCACCUCUUCCUUUUUAUACUCCUCAGUUCUUUUUAAAAACCAGUGAUGGGAGUGUCAGACUGGUCGUUGAAAGAGUUAAAGUGCCUUUUUCUGUUAUUUUUUCUCUCUCUCCCUCGUCUCCCCUAUUCCUCAACCUCAUUUUGUCCUUCAACCCCACCCCCUCCCAACCCCCACCUACAGUGGAUAUGUACCUUUACAUGGGGCCAUUAGUACACCCCCCCCCCCCCUCCCCUAAAGAGCUCAUGAAUUCCUAAAGUGGUAAUGUCCCACACAAAGUGAUUUGAAUAAAAGUCUGUCCUUGA